This is a messenger RNA of Dracunculus medinensis (Guinea worm), 2376 nucleotides long. The record is from the annotation of a GenBank genome assembly. Lineage: Eukaryota; Metazoa; Nematoda; Chromadorea; Rhabditida; Dracunculidae.
AUGUUGUUAUGGAUUUUGGUAAUUAUUUUUGAUAGUCAAUUAGCUGUGUUAGUUGAUUGGAACACCGAUAUUGUGGCAACGAAAAAUGAACUCAUGCAAAGUCGAAACGAUGCAUUAUGGCAAUAUUUUGAUAGUAUUGUGGAAAGCGAUGAAUUAUUUAAAUCACGAGAUGCUAUGAAAAAAAUAAUCGGCGAAUUCAAAGAUGUCGAUCGCCUAAAAAUGGUGAAUCACAAUUAUGAAACGAUGACACAAUGGCUAAAUGAUUUUGCAAAACGUUUUCCUAAUAUUACAUGGCUCUAUUCAAUUGGUGAAAGUGUUGAAAAUAGAAGUUUAUGGGUUUUAUGUAUUUCGAAAAGUCCAAAAAUUCAUCGUGUUGGCGUGCUUGGGCGCGAAGCGCUUUUAUAUUUCGCUUAUGUUUUAUGUGAAAAUUAUGGUAAAAACGAAUAUAUUUCGAGAUUAAUUAAUAAUACCAGAAUUCAUUUAAUGCCAUCGCUUAAUCCCGAUGGUUAUGAAAGAGGUUUUGCUGGUGACAGAACAAGUGAAAUGGGAAGAGCCAACGCUAACAAUAUUGAUCUAAAUCGAAAUUUCCCUGCUAGAUAUCCGUGGCAUAAAGAAAACUCUGGUUCAUUGGUGGCAAACUAUCCUUAUGAUGAUUCAGAUUCGGGAAAAGAUGGUAUUUAUUCUCCCACGGCUGAUGAUCGACUUUUUACAGCACUUGCUUAUACAUAUGCAAGAUCUCAUACAAAGAUGUGGAAAACUGGCCGACGAUGUGGAUUGAAUAUAUAUGGUGAUAGCUUUUCCAAUGGUAUAACCAAUGGAGCUGCAUGGUAUCACUUGGCUGGCGGUAUGCAGGAUUGGCAAUAUAUUCAUUCCAAUUGUUUUGAAAUAACAAUUGAAAUGGGCUGUUUUAAAUUUCCUUAUAAUCAGAUGUUACCUCAAUUAUGGGAUGAACAUAAAUAUUCAUUAUUUGCUUUCUUAGAAUUCGUGCAAAGAGGAAUAAAGGGAUUCGUUUUUGAUAUUUUGGGUAAUCCAAUUGCAAAUGCCAUAUUAUCAGUGAAUCAAGGAAAACAAAUCAAAACUACCACUGACGGUGAAUUUUGGCGUAUUUUGUUGCCAGGGAAAUAUGAGGUAAACGUCUCCCAUCCCAAAUUUCAAUCAAAAUUAUUAAAAGUUGAAGUCAAAAAUGGAUGGGCAACUGAACUUAACGUAACAUUAGAAGCUAAGACAUGCCCAUUAGCUUCGAACGGAAUAUAUUUGCAAGGAUCAGGGCCAAUUCGUAUUGCUGUUCUUGGAAUUGAUUCCUUCAGUAAUGCGGUUAUAUAUUCAAUGUUGAAUGCUACAUGUAGUGGUAGCAAAUUAUUUGAGCAUUUCAUUAAUAAUACUACGGUUCAUAUUUUGCUGCCUUAUACAUCUUCGCAACAUUUAUCUUAUCUCAAGAGUCACGAAUUGGAUGUUAUUUUUAUCCUCAGUCAAGGAUUGCCGAGAUCGUUAAUUUUCAGUGCUAAUGAAAACAAUCCGCCAGCAUUCAACAAGUCAAAAUUAGAUUAUAGUUUUAAAAUGAUAUUUUCUAAUGAAUCUCCUAUAUGUCGAAAUAAUUUGUUGGAUUCGAAGGUAUCUUCGAUGGUUGAUUUGAUAGGACUAUCAAAAGCAUUUGAAAUUGGUAUAUCUCUUGGUUGUCCAUCAAAUAAUAAUACUGAUUCAGUUAUUGCUUUAGCAGCUACACUGCAGACGAUUUCUGGCUUGUAUAGAGAAGCGCAAAGCAAAGUAACGGAACAUUUUGUUCCAACCGACCACUCUUUACCUCCUGAAACCUCUGUAACAAAUGCCAGAAUUGAAAAAAUUCGCUGUGGUUCAUUUAUUGACAUCGAUGAUAUGAAAACAGUGAUUAUCGGAUCCGGGCGUGGGCCGAAAAUAUUGCUAAUGUCUAUUGAAGAGAGAACCGAAACUUUGGUUUAUAAAUUGGCUUCACAAUUUUGUAUGGACGAGAAAUCCAAUGUUAAUACUAAAUUAUCUGUCUUAACAAAUUCAUCGACCAUCAUAGUUGUUCCAGAACUUGCCCAUCCUCAGUUGUAUUGUCACGAUUAUAAUUCGGUUGCACCACUAGAGCUAAUGUUGAAAAAAUUUCUGAAUCGCUUUCCGUCUAUAGAUUAUAUCAUUAUGUAUGCUACGGGUGGACUUAAAGUUCGUUACAUUGAAAGAAGUGGACAUGUAGAACGACUGGCAAGAGAAUAUGUUUUACAGCAUAAUUCUAUGAAUCUUGGGGCAGCUGAUGUAUGCAGAAGUUUUCUUUGCUCCAGUCACAUUGUUCUUUUUCCCGAAAUAGCGAAAAGAUCUUGUGGAGAUAUUUUAAGGGUAUCGAGCACAGACCAUUUUUAG